Messenger RNA from Pseudomyrmex gracilis, 653 nucleotides. RefSeq lists its product as uncharacterized. Bases 19 to 633 code for a protein of 204 amino acids. The transcript has 2 exons. NCBI's taxonomy places the organism in Eukaryota, Metazoa, Arthropoda, Insecta, Hymenoptera, Formicidae. The record is from RefSeq and is a predicted model, not a curated record.
UACAUCAUUAUUUGUAACAUGUACGUGAAAAGGGAUUUACAAGUAAUAAAUAAUGAUAAUAUCGAGGAAAAUAUUCUUUCGUUAUAUAAUGCUCAAAAAUGGCAAGAGAUCGCCGCUUUAUCGUCGACGGCGAAAAAUCUCCAAACUUGCAGACUGUCAUGGGUACUGCCCGAUAUAAACGAUCUGCACUGGAUAAACGAUGUAGUGCGAAGAUACAAUUUACUGGGAAUCGCAAGUGUCGGUUGCGGCUGCGGAUUGCUGGAAUGGUUGCUGGAAAAAUAUUCAGGAUUAGAUAUACUGGGAAUAGAAUUGGAUAGUUCUUGGUGGAACAGCAAGUACUCGCCUCCGAAGUUCCUAAAAAACGUCAUUUUUAUUGAGAAUGAACCAACGAAUUUUUCAAUACCGAAACGAUACGCAAUGUUAUUUUGUUACUUCAAUAACAGCGAGGCAUUCUGUAAAUAUAUAGAAAAUUACAAGGGCAACUUGAUCCUCGUCAUCGGUCCGGUGCAAGGACACAACUGUAUCACAGAUCCGCUGCCUUUUGACAAGAAGUUCGAAAAGUACAAUUGGAAAUUAAUAAAAGAAAAGAGACUUGUGUACUCCAACAAUUGCAUUACCGCAUAUAGUAAAUAAAAAAUUCAUUUGUCAUUGCA